Molecule: messenger RNA, 6678 nt
Organism: Scatophagus argus
Lineage: Eukaryota; Metazoa; Chordata; Actinopteri; Scatophagidae
Gene: adam9a
Product: ADAM metallopeptidase domain 9
Exons: 24
Coding region: 455-2911 (818 amino acids)
Biological process (GO): proteolysis
Cellular component (GO): plasma membrane
Molecular function (GO): metalloendopeptidase activity
Source: RefSeq, a predicted model, not a curated record
AUGACGGGAAGCUGUGAUUUUCUCCAUGAACUUGCGUCUGCUUUGGGUUCCAGUCGAGUUAACAGGGAGAGAAAUAUCAGCACGGUGAGGUGAGGACAGACUUUCCUUAAACUGGACGGGGAUUCAACCCAGGACACACUGAGACACGAACUUUGUGUUUGAACUGAGGGAUUUAACAACCGAAACGCCCGCGGGAGACAUUUUGGAUCCGGGUGUUCGCCAACAGUUGAAACAAAUCCCGCUGCUGUGGCUGUGGAUCAUCAGCUGGGACGGGAAUGGCUCGGCCGAGGAGGAAAACCACUCCUGGGUGUUUAGCAUGAGGCUCUGCAGGGGGAAGCGGCUGGAAGACAACAGUCAACACUACAGUAUCAACAAGGAGAGGCAGAGGACGAGGACAGUGUGCGCUCGAGCUGCCCGGUGACAUUAAUUUCUCCAGUAGAAGAAGAGGAAGAAGAUGGCAGGAAGAGCGGAGCUGCUGGACAUCUGCUGCCUGCUGCUGCUGCUGCUGAGCGGAAACUCACACUGCAGAGAGUCACAGCAGACGGAGCACCUGUCCUCCUAUCAGCUGACUGUCCCUCGACCAAUAGGAGGCAGACUGAGGCGGGACGUGGAUGGAAAGCCACCCAGUCAGGUCUCUUAUGUCAUCAGCGUGGAUGGAAACGAUCAUGUUGUUCAUCUGCAGAGAAAUGAGCUGCUGCUUCCUGCAGACUUCACCGUCUUCUCCUACAGUCAGAACGGCUCGCUGAUCACAUCCAGACCACCUGUACAGAACCACUGUCACUAUGAGGGCUUCGUUCAGGACAUGGAGGGCUCCUCUGUUGCAAUGAGCAUCUGCCACGGCCUCAGAGGAGUGUUACACCUCACUGACGACAGUUACGGCAUCGAGCCGUCAGACUCCGCCCCUGGUAAGCACCUGGUGUACCGUCUGCAGGAUGUGACAUCACAGCCACGUGGAUGUGGAACCGCGCACGGUGAUGAGCACGACCACAACAACACCACUGAGCACGCUCAAUACAAACCAGAGCAAAUCCACCACCACAGACCGCACAGCAGGAUGAAGCGAGCUAUUCUCCAUCAGACUCAUUAUGUGGAGCUGCUGCUGGUGGUCGACAACGACAGGUUUAUUUACAUGAACAGGAAUGAGACAGCAGUGAGGGAGGAGAUGGUCCAUCUGGCCAACUUCGUAGACAGCAUCUACAUGCAGCUGAACGUUCGGGUGGUCCUCGUUGGUCUUGAGAUCUGGACUCAGCAGAACCUGAUCAGCACUGAUGGAGCCGCUGGAGAAGUGCUGAGUCGCUUCACCCAGUGGAGAGAGAAAGAGUUGGUUCCCCGCCGUCGGCAUGACUCGGCACAGCUCAUCCUGAAGAAGAGUUUUGGAGGAACAGCAGGUAUGGCCUUCGUCUCCACCGUCUGCUCCAGAAGCCACGGAGGCGGGAUCAACGCGUUCACUAAUAACAACAUUCCCUCGUUCGCCUCCAUCGUGGCUCACGAACUCGGUCACAACCUCGGGAUGAACCACGAUGACGGACGCCCCUGUACCUGCCCCACCGCCGCCUGCAUCAUGAACUCCGGGGCCACUGGAUCCAAGAACUUCAGCAGCUGUAGUGCUGAUGACUUUGAGAAGAUGAUCUUGUUGACGGGGGGGACGUGUCUCCUGAACGUCCCCCGGCCUGAUGAGGCCUACAGCGCCCCCUACUGUGGAAACAGACUGGUGGACAUGGGAGAGGAGUGUGACUGUGGCUCACAGAAGGAGUGUGAGGAGGACCCCUGCUGUGAGUAUCAGACCUGUAAACUGAAGCCUGGAGCUCAGUGUGCCUAUGGAGAGUGCUGCUCCAACUGCCAGUACCUACCAGGUGGAAGCGUGUGUCGCUCCAGAACAGAUGAGUGUGAUCUACCAGAGUACUGCAACGGCUCGUCGUCCUUCUGUCAGAGCGACGUCUUUGUCCAGAACGGGCAGCCCUGCAGGGACCAGCAGGCCUACUGUUACAACGGGAAGUGUCAGCACUACGACGGACAGUGUCAGGCCAUAUUUGGCUCCAAGGCGAAGGCGGCUCCUGAAAUCUGUUUCAAAGAUGUCAACAGUAAAGGAGAUCGUUUUGGCAACUGCGGCUACCACAACUUCGGCUACAAGAAGUGUGAGAGCAGAAACGCUCUGUGCGGGAAGCUGCAGUGCUCCAACGUCCAGGCGGUGACCGUGUUCGGCAUCGAGCCGUCGAUCAUCAGCACGCCGAUCGCCGGAGCCAAAUGUUACGGAGUCGACUUCAUGCUGGGCUCAGACGUCCCCGAUCCGGGCAUGGUGAGCGAAGGGACCAAGUGUGGAGACAACAAGGUCUGCAUCAACUUUGAGUGUCGCAGCGCUGACAUCCUGAACUACGACUGUGAUGUGGAGAAGAAAUGUCAUGGACACGGGGUGUGUAACAGUAACAGGAACUGUCACUGUGACGACGGCUGGGCCGCUCCUUUCUGUGAGGUCAAAGGUUACGGCGGCAGCGUGGACAGCGGACCCACGUGGAACGAUAAAGACACGUCUCUCAGAGACGGUCUGUUGGUCUUCUUCUUCCUCGUUCUUCCUCUGCUCGCUCUGGGUGCGUUUGUUUUCCUGCGCAGGAACGAGCUGCUGCGACGACUCGGGCUGAGCCGCAGGAAGCGGUCGCAGGGAUACCAGGCCGACGGGGCAGCUUCAGCCAAUCCCAGCAGAGGACCGCCUCCAUCUGUUGCCCGUGGCAACACCAGCAACAUUGUCAGAGACGGGCACCACGCUCAGCUGCUGCCACCUCAGGAGGUGGUGGAGACCAGCAGGACGGCUCCCAGCUACGCUCUGAGACCUCCUCCUCCACCUCUAAAACCGAAACCUUCUGCUGCAUCACAGCCUCUGGUGCCUCAAAGACCUGCUCCGCCUCCACCUGUUUAACCAGUCAGAGGGCUCUGCCCACCACACCUGGAUGACCCCCACCUCCUCUCCCUCUCCCCCUCUUUAAUAAUCAGUCCCUACUCACUUAGAACUGGUUACUUAGCAACAGCCAGGAAGCCAUUUUGGAGCGAAGAUGGCAGACAGCUGGCCUUGAAGCUGGGCAGCGAACUGGAGCGCUCCGUCAGGAAUCUGGACCCAGUCAGACUGAAGUGGGAGUUUGCCAGGACAAACAGGAUCAGACCAGAACUGAACUGCAGCAGCUACUGUUCUCCACAGUCUCUUUCUUUCUUUCUUUCUUUCUUUCUUAAGUGCUGUCUAGAGACAAAAACUCCACCAGGUACUCUGUCACCAAACCUGCCAAUCAUGUCUCCAGAACAGGUACCAACCAAAAAUGUAUUCACCAACAUUUUGUAUUCUUGCUGUAAAUUUACUCCCAUCACGUCUGUUAGUAAUAACUGACUGGGCUUAGGCUUACAGCGUCACAGCCGAUGCUGGUUAGCUGCUUUGUUUCUCAAAUAUUCUAAUAACAUUUCCACUAUGUUGUUAGCUAGCCCGUCUGUUAGGUUGGAUAGCUGAGCUGAGCUGAGUGACCUGACCUCUUUACCAGUUCAACAGUUGAUGCUGUCACUGCUGAGUCACUCUAAAGAAGUAGUUAAUCCAUCAUUUUUGUCACUAAUAAGCAAACUGAUUUUUGCUAGCUAACAAUGAUAGCAAAGCUUACAUGUUUACAAGCUAAUGCUAAACACAUUAACAAUGUACUUCUGUUGUAAAAAGCAGUUUUAAUUCAGCAAAAGUCUGUCACCAGUGAACUAAUGCAACGGGUGACUCGUUGGCAGACAUUUGGUAGCUUUGCUAUCUGAUGGGUUAGUUAGCUACACUAUCUUUCACACAUUUUAACGCCAGUAUUUCCUGUGCAGUACAGUCAGUUAGCCAGUGUGCUAACAAGCAGCAAUAUUGGAAGCCACUUCAUACUCACAGCAGUUCUGUCUGACAUUAUUCUGAGUGUCUGGUUUCUCCGUAGAACCAGUAGAUUCAGUCAGUUCAUGAUGGAUCCAUGACAUGUGCGCCACUGAGGGCUAACAGUCCCACAAUGCAAUGCUCUGCACUUUAGUGAAUCUGAUCAUGCAUAAUGAUGUGACUCGUGAAGUUUAGCAUAUGGUCUUAGCAUGUACUUAGUGUUUCACUCUGAUUGGCUGGUUUGAAGACACGCAGGUCACUGGAGGUGGAGUUUGCUCUCGUAAACUUUUAUUUUUUCUGUCUCUGAAUGAAAGCACUGGUGCCGUCUGAUUGCACUUCCCCUCUGAUCAGCACUGUCAUAGGAACGCAACGCACCGAUGCUGCUGUGUGCGGAUGUGUUUGGCUUCCACCGCCCGCCUCGUCCGGCCGACGCUCUCCCUUCAGAGCUAUUAGAUCACAAUAUGCAACCCGGCGUGAGUGCGGCGCUCGCUGGGAUCUGUGUGGUGCGUCGAUGUUUGGGACUGUGCUGGCUGACGUUUCUGCAGGGAAUGUACGACCACUUCACUUAGUUUUACCACAAAGGAAUUCCCUGCUGAAACACUCCAGUGCUGUUAAAUCUGAUGUCUGUGACAUUCAGUAUCUACUGUGGCAAAACUAAAUGUUCACACGCCGACGUCCUGAUAUUUCUGAACAGAAAGUGUGUCAGUGAUGUGAAACAGCCACUGACACACUGCCUGUCUGGAUGUUGUUCAGAAGCCUUCUGGGAAAUGUAGGCUGGCACUAACAGUAGUUUGGCAUUUCCACGGCGCAGUUCAAGGUCGGGCCUUGAGUUACCACUUUUCCCCGAAGUUGAGGUUUGAGUUUAUCCGUUUUCAACAGAAAUGUGAGUGACAACAUGUCAUGUUCUGUUAAAUCAACUGAACGUCACAGAUUGAACAGUCGUUACAGUGUUGAAGUGUCUAAAAUUGGAAACGAUCUGCUAAACUCACAGCUCACCACUGGAACUCCUGCUUCCCUCUUUACUUCCUGUCGUCUUUAACGCUAACGUCACCCGAAUGUUGAGAAGCUAAACGAAACGCGCAAACAGAUUCUGAACAGAUUCUGAGCCCCAAAAGGCUCGCAGGUUUCACUCAAACCAGGGAUUUUUCAGCCACCAGUAAACCAAAUGUUGUAUCUGUCUGACUGGCUUCACCUGCUGUUAACUGACUGUUAGCAUCGUUAGCCAGUUAGCCCCACGCUGCGAUUAAUAAGCCUGGAUGCACUGUGUGAGGAGAACAUCUUGUUGAUAUUGUUAUCUGCUUUAGUAUAUUUUUAAUUUGCUAUCUUGAGUGUUUUUGCACAGAAAUCGUCGUGAACAUGAGGAUUAAAAGAAGUAACUCCCAGGGCUAAUUCUGUGCAGUUUAAUCAUUUUCAUGCCAAAAAAGUGAAAAGUGAUCAAUGUCUCCCUGAGAACAAACUGUUCACUCUGAGGUUAUCACAGUCAGUAAACUGCUUCUGCUGCUGCUGACAGCAGACUUUAAAGGUCGAAUCAGUCUGGUGAUAUUCCACAUUUCAUCUCACAUUCAGGCUCAAGCCAGCAGUGAAUUUUCUAACACACACGUUUGCCUCCUUCCUCUGUGCCAUAGACAUCCAUCAAAAACACACACACCGUCCUGCAGCCACACCAAAUGGGGAUUCAUCCACUGCUGAAAAUAGUCCCCACUAGGUGGACUCCUGAACUGAUGUGUGCCAUGAAGCCUUCAGGGUCUGAGCUGCUUCUCUCAGUGUCGCUUCGUUUCACAGCAUCGCAGUACGAACACGCUGCUGUUCUGCUGCUGCACAGUGGUGGGAUGGAACUGUGUACAUUUAGUACUGCAUUUGAGUACAAAUUCAAGGUACUUGUACUUAACUCCAGUAUUUCCAUUUUAUGUUAACUCACACUUGUACUCCGCUCCACCUCAGAGGUGAGUAUUUGUACUGCAGCUUCAGUUCGUGUCUGUGACAAACUGAAGGAUGAAGGUGAGAAUCCUCCUCCUCCUCCUCCUUCAGCCUGAAAACAGGCUGUUUGUGUGAGCUCAGGAACCUGUUUGGAGGUCCUGGUUCUCCCAGGACAGCCGGACUCCAGACCCAUGAGGAGGAGCUCAGAUGAGAGAAGAUGAACUCACUGACACAUCAGAUACUGCAGAAACGUACUUUACUGCCCUCUGAGUACUUUUACUGAGCGCAGUUUGCUGAAAGAACUUGCAUACGUUCACUUAUGUUUGAAUACUGGACUUGUAGUGGAAUAUUUUCAGUGUGCAGUAUUAGUACUUUAACUGAAGUAAUGGAUCUGGAUACUUCUUCCUGCUCUGACUCUGCAUGUGGAAUUUGUUUUAACUACUUAUAAAAUAACACCAGACUGAUCCUUUAAAGGGUAACCUGUGAUUCAAAUGUCUCAUCAGUGUCCAACCACGAGUUUGGAAAAUGAUGAAAAUGAUUUGAGGGAUUUUAUUGUCCUAUGUUUGGUCUUUAAGGCAGAAACUCCUCCAAACGUAAUCAGGGCAGCCUGAGAGAUAAAACUCAGGGCCUCUGGUUUCAUGAACUUUAAACCUGUGUACCACAACAGGUGAAGUGGGACAAGUAUGAUUGGUUGACGGGCAUCACCUGAUCUCCUUACGAACACGGAUGUCACCAUGGCAACGCGGAGAAUUGCAUCAUCUUUUUCUAUUCUAAAAAAUGAUUUUAUAGGAUUUUCUUUUUCUGCAAAAUGUAAACUUGUCAUCUGUGGUCAUGAAAAAACCUUUCAAUUGAGUUUUUAUUUCAUUAUUAAAUACUGCUGUGUCACGUGGAAA